Ctenocephalides felis (cat flea) is the source of this 978-nucleotide messenger RNA. RefSeq lists its product as uncharacterized. The coding region runs from base 1 to 978 and encodes 325 amino acids. NCBI's taxonomy places the organism in Eukaryota, Metazoa, Arthropoda, Insecta, Siphonaptera, Pulicidae. The record is from RefSeq and is a predicted model, not a curated record. The transcript has 4 exons.
AUGUCGUACGCGUCAAGGUACAUCAGUCAUUUGGAAAUAAAUGUUGUUUUCACUUAUCUAUCUGUGUACAUAUAUACAAAAGUUGUACAUGCCCAUGUCGAUGAUGGUCAAUCCUUAGGCCAAUGUUUGCGAAACAAGAAUGGAGGUCGUAUUACCGAAAGCGUCAUGACGUGUGCGGGGUACAAAGCUCUCCACGUGCUUCAACUGUGGGAAGAUUCAGAUAAUUUUUCAGUAAUAGAUGGACUGAAAAUGAAACUGGAAAGUAGAGAGUCCAGAUCACUCGAGAACUUUCUGGAUAAAGAUCCAAUGGACUUUAGGGGUAUUUUGGAAGGAGCCAACGCCAUAAUGAGUAAACGCAGCAUGGAGUGGGACAUGAGCACGAUCCAUCCGGGAUUGAUUCUCCGCAUCGGGCCAUCAUCGAAUGGACCCGGUUUGCUCGAGUUCAUCAUGGACGGGAACCAGGAGAGAGACAAUAUAUACGAUCGAGAUUCGGAACGAGAACCCAGUACAGCACGUGUUUUGACGAGACAGUUUAUUGUACCCCUACUACUAGGCUUGAAGUUCAAUCUGGCCACUUUACUGCCUUUGAUUUUUGGAGUUCUCAUUCUCAUAAGUAAAAAGGCAAUAUUUAUUUGCAAAAUGGCCGUGGUAAUAUCCAGCGUAUUUGGUUUUGGUGGUUUAUUUUCAUCGAACGGUUUCAAUCAACUUGGUGGGGGACACGGUUCAGGUUUAUAUGGAUACGAUUAUGGGGGACGACCUGGUUAUCAUCACCAUCAUUCAGAUCACCACCAUUACAAAAAUUAUAAACAAUUUGAUGAAGCAGCGGAAGCAAAAACUACUACUCCGAGACCAGUGGACAACUUUUAUAAAUACGAGGAUCAACUUCAUUUUAGAGACAGAUUGGAUCGAUUAUACAACAAAGAUCAGUAUACUUCCGCAAAUCGGCAAUUCGGCUGGCAAAUGCUAACACCAAAGUAA